AUAACCUCAAAACCGGUCGAUCCAAAGCGAAGCGUGCACGUGUUGACUUCAAUUAUUUCCUAGUCUUAUUGCUUUACUCCACCAGAAAGUUUCAUUUUAUCUGUAAAGGAAGAGUUUUUGAAUGUUGCAAAUAUUGUGUCAUUCAUUUUUACUUGACUGACCAUCAAGUCCUCACAUUAUAAGCACAUUUUUAAUCGUUUAUUUGACACAUUAGGAACUUACCGAGCACCCUCUCCUUGCGUGAUUCUGCAGGUCAUUCAUUACUUCUGUUUCUCCUUCAGUGCACCUCAUCCGUAGCAUAACCAUGGGUGUUGAGAAGGUGGAAGAUACCCAAGACACAGAAACCUCCUAUGAAGAAGCAUGUAAAUUUGUCAACGCAAUUGCCCAACCUCUCGCCUCAAAGAAAGUAGCAAAGAAAAUUUAUAAACUAAUUAAAAAAGCCUCAAAACAGAAGCUUGCGUUUGCUGGUCUAAAAGAGGUCCAAAAGAGGCUUAGGAAAGAUGAAAAAGGAGUUGUCAUUUUGGCUGGUGACAUAACACCCGUUGACAUCAUAAGCCAUAUACCAGGAGUCUGUGAACUGAAAAGUAUUCCUUACUGCUACACGCCGUCACGGAAAGACUUGGGGACUGCAAUGGGUGUCUUCAGGUGGACUGCAAUGGUUUUAGUCAAGCCUCAUCCUGAUUAUCAAGAACUUUACGAUGAAAUCUAUGAAAUUUUUAAAAAUUUGAAUCUUCAACUCAUCUGAAAUGAUCAAUUUUUCAAAUCAUCAGCUCUCAGGUUUACUUUAAAAUUCAUCUCUGGCAUAGUCUUUCUUGUCAGUUCAAAACAAAACGAAGAUAGUGUCUAAAAGAAGUGAAGUAGAAUUUUGGCAUUUAUCCAUUUUUUCCCUAGAUUAUAAGACUAAUCAGAAUGGGUUCAAAUUCAUCCUCACACUAGUCCAGUAGAGCCUUCUAGGAGGGCACUCAAUGGCUAAUUCGGCCCCCCUCCCCCACCUCUGCAUAAAAUUCACAAAAAUUGACCAAAUUUUAUGAUUUUAUCCAAACUGUUGCAUGAUUGUUUCUGUAUAAAAUUAUACUAAUCAAUCAGUUUCAAAAGGAGUUAUAUCCAUUCUUGUGUCGCUAAGAUUAAGAAUUUGUUUGUGCCUGUUCAAGCAAAUUAUUUGCUAACAAAAAUUUUUUGGUUCUAAAAUGUUUCAAAUGAAUAGUAACAUUUUUUGAAUCUACACCUCUGCCUUCGAUCCAAGAAAGUAAAUCUAGUGGCCUGCAUAGCCUAGUAGUAAGAAGUGAAAGGAUGGACACAUCCCCUUAGGUGACUCAUAUCAAGUCAUCAGCAAAGAAGUUGUGAGGCUUUUUCAAUGUUUAUCAUGGUUAAGAAAAUUCGAUAAAAAAAAAUACCUGCCAUUCGACUCUCGUAAUUUUCCUCAUAUCCGUCAAAACAUCUCAAAUUAAUUUAUAUAAUGUGUGUAUUAUUCUCUCAAUACAUAGAAUCCUAAAGAGAGAAUGAAAGAGUUAGUGCCCAAACUUUUUAUUGCACCUGAUUUUCUCACCUAAUUUCUCAAUAUGAAGUUAGUUAACAGCAAUUGUUUCGGUGUUAAUUCAUCUCAUCAUGUUGACUCAAAACUGAAGUUCUUUAUACUAAGUAAGUGACUUUUUUUCCCCUUAUUAAAAAAGUGUUUCUAUUUUUAUAGUAAAGUUUAACACAGUAUGCCACCGGCUUUUAGUAAAAGUAAAAUUUUAAUUUACUCAGAAAUCAGAAUCAAUGAACGUACCUCUCAAUUUUACCUAGUUUUUCUUUGUAUGUACCAUUAGGUAUGUAAAAAUGUAAUACUUGCUUUUGAUUUGGAUGGAUUCUACUUUAUAUGUAUCUGUCUUAUCCUGCUGUAAAUAUAUAAAUGUCUACAAUUUUUUAUAAAGCAAAAUGUGGCAAGACUUA
Molecule: messenger RNA, 1932 nt
Organism: Bemisia tabaci
Lineage: Eukaryota; Metazoa; Arthropoda; Insecta; Hemiptera; Aleyrodidae
Gene: NHP2
Product: NHP2 ribonucleoprotein
Cellular component (GO): nucleolus
Molecular function (GO): RNA binding
Source: RefSeq, a predicted model, not a curated record